Messenger RNA from Symphalangus syndactylus (siamang), 2400 nucleotides. RefSeq names its product RIO kinase 2 (gene RIOK2). Gene Ontology annotation, molecular function: ATP binding; protein serine/threonine kinase activity. NCBI's taxonomy places the organism in Eukaryota, Metazoa, Chordata, Mammalia, Primates, Hylobatidae. Gene Ontology annotation, cellular component: cytosol; preribosome, small subunit precursor; nucleus. The record is from RefSeq and is a predicted model, not a curated record. Gene Ontology annotation, biological process: maturation of SSU-rRNA; protein phosphorylation.
GAAGCCUCCCGGACCAACUUAAGAGAAGUACUGAGCAAGCGCAUGAGUUCCAUUAACCACGCCCUCCGGAGCUGCCGGAGCAGGCGCAAUUAGUAGAAGGCGUGCUUGUGUGAUUACAGUCCACUUUACCUUUAACAGAUUUGGUUGUCUGGACUCUAGCUCAGGUUCUUUUACCCCUGUCUUGUUGGAAGUCACUUUGCCUAGAGUAGAAGUUGUUUGCGGGAAAAAAUUUGCUCCUCCCAUUAAGUAACCACUUUGCUCUCUGAGGCGGAACGUGUCAUUGAGGCAGCGAGUCCUGACAGAUAUGGAAAAAAUAUGGCACAUUGUAGAGAACAUCUACACUCCGCCAACUCAGUCACAAUGCAAAAAUUACACAAAAAUAAAAUGUUCACUUGUUACAUACUAUGUGCUUUAUAAAACAUACAAGUAGUUUUAUUUUCCCAUACCAAUGAGAACAGCACUUCUAUCUAUUAACAAGGACCUAUAGUAAGACGCAGCGCGUGCGCGAGCCACCUGGCGCUGUAAAGCGCUUGGAGGCCGGAAUAACGACCUGCCUUACGCUUUGCGGCUAUUGUGGGAGAGGCAUCUGGGCUCGGACUGGGGCCGCCAUGGGGAAGGUGAAUGUGGCCAAGUUGCGUUACAUGAGCCGAGAUGACUUCAGGGUCUUGACCGCGGUUGAAAUGGGCAUGAAGAACCAUGAAAUUGUUCCCGGCAGUUUGAUUGCUUCUAUAGCCAGCCUUAAACAUGGUGGCUGUAAUAAAGUUUUAAGAGAAUUAGUGAAACAUAAACUCAUAGCUUGGGAGCGUACCAAAACUGUCCAGGGCUAUCGGUUGACAAAUGCAGGAUAUGAUUACCUAGCUUUGAAAACACUUUCUUCUAGACAAGUGGUUGAGUCUGUUGGAAACCAGAUGGGUGUUGGCAAAGAAUCAGAUAUUUACAUUGUUGCAAAUGAAGAAGGACAACAAUUUGCAUUAAAGCUUCACAGACUAGGAAGAACCUCGUUUCGAAAUCUGAAAAACAAACGUGAUUAUCAUAAACAUAGGCACAAUGUGUCUUGGCUUUAUUUAUCUCGUCUCUCUGCCAUGAAGGAAUUUGCCUAUAUGAAGGCAUUGUAUGAGAGGAAAUUUCCAGUUCCAAAGCCAAUUGAUUACAAUCGUCAUGCAGUGGUCAUGGAACUCAUAAAUGGUUAUCCACUAUGUCAGAUACACCAUGUUGAAGAUCCUGCAUCAGUAUAUGAUGAAGCUAUGGAACUAAUUGUCAAACUUGCAAAUCAUGGGCUGAUUCAUGGAGAUUUUAAUGAAUUUAAUCUCAUUUUGGAUGAAAAUGACCAUAUCACCAUGAUUGAUUUUCCACAGAUGGUUUCAACUUCUCAUCCCAAUGCUGAGUGGUAUUUUGAUAGAGAUGUUAAAUGCAUUAGAGAUUUCUUCAUGAAACGUUUCAGCUACGAAAGUGAGCUUUUUCCAACCUUUAAGGAUAUCAGGAGGGAAGACACUCUUGAUGUGGAGGUUUCUGCCAGUGGCUACACAAAGGAAAUGCAGGCAGAUGAUGAACUGCUUCAUCCAUUAGGUCCAGAUGAUAAAAAUAUUGAAACAAAAGAGGGAUCUGAAUUCUCAUUUUCAGAUGGAGAAGUGGCAGAAAAAGCAGAGGUUUAUAGGUCGGAAAAUGAAAGUGAACGGAACUGUCUAGAAGAAUCAGAGGGCUGCUAUUGCAGAUCAUCUGGAGACCCUGAACAAAUAAAGGAAGACAGUUUAUCAGAAGACAGUGCUGAUGCACAGAGUUUUGAAAUGACUGAAUUCAAUCAAGCUUUAGAAGAAAUAAAAGGGCAGGUUGUUGAAAACAACUCUGUAACUGAAUUUUCUGAGGAGAAAAACAGAACUGAAAAUGACAACAGGCAAGAUGCUCAGAGAGUGCAAGGAGGAGUCCCUGCUGGCUCUGACGAGUAUGAAGAUGAAUGCCCUCAUCUAACUGCCUUGUCGUCAUUAAAUAGAGAAUUCAGGCCUUUCAGAGAUGAAGAAACUGUGGGAGCUAUGAAUCAGUAUAGAACAAGAACUGUGAGUAUCACUUCUUCAGGCAGCGUUGUAAGCUGUUCAACAAUUCCUCCAGAACUGGUGAAACAGAAGGUGAAACGUCAAUUGACAAAACAGCAAAAAUCAGCUGUCAGACGUCGAUUGCAGAAAGGAGAAGCAAAUAUAUUUACCAAGCAACGUAGGGAAAACAUGCAAAAUAUCAAAUCAAGUUUGGAAGCAGCUAGCUUUUGGGGAGAAUAAUAUAUUUAGGAUCUUGGAUAUGUUUAAUAUAUUUUUUAAAGUUACUGUAAUUCCUUUUUGAGCCCUCAUUUGUCUUUUCUGAGCCAAGGCUAUCAUAUAUUAAUAAAUAAAUAAACCCUCUUUCAUCUAUAAA